Anneissia japonica is the source of this 2115-nucleotide messenger RNA. Its product is annotated as isotocin receptor-like. NCBI's taxonomy places the organism in Eukaryota, Metazoa, Echinodermata, Crinoidea, Comatulida, Comatulidae. Gene Ontology annotation, cellular component: membrane. Gene Ontology annotation, biological process: G protein-coupled receptor signaling pathway. The record is from RefSeq and is a predicted model, not a curated record. Gene Ontology annotation, molecular function: peptide binding; vasopressin receptor activity. The transcript is spliced from 3 exons. The coding region runs from base 494 to 1777 and encodes 427 amino acids.
UUUGCAGUUGCACAUGCGCACCGUUUGCGCCGUAGUAUAUAGUUCUGAUCGCGGCCUGAGGAGAAGUAUUACUAAACGAGUUUUUCAGCGAAAGAUAGCUCACCCUGUACGUCGCAUGAACGAAUAAUCAUCUGCUGGAGUAUUUCUCCCAUGCAUUCGUGAAGUCGCCUGCUUUCUUUCGAAAGUUCGCUUUUCCUGAUUGCGGACUACCGGCUAUCAAGCAUCAUGCACCUUUAGGUUUUAUUGAACCAAUACCUGACUGUAAGUUAGUUAGAGUGUAAAUGAUUUUAAAAAUAGUAUUCAGGCUUUGUAAAGUCAAGAUCGUGCUCCUGAUAUCAAUGAGGGGUCACGAGAGAUCACAAUCCACGGUGUGUCAUUACAACGCACGUAUCAUGGGACAACUAAAGUAAACCUAUACAGUAAGAUAACAAAUGACGUAGUGGCGUUUUCCCACUGAAUUAAAGUUGAGUAGAAAUAAUCUUCAAUAUACACGAUGGCGAGCAACAAACAAGACGUCGAGGUGGUUAGUGCGUCCGAAGAUCUUGGUACGACUGGAAUGACGUUGCUCACUUCCGAAAACGCCACCGCCAGCUCUGGCGUACAAUGGAACGAACAAUUGGCCCAAAUUGAAGUUACUGUAUUAUGUAUUAUAUUUGUUCUGACUAUACUUGGUAAUUCUAUUGUUAUCAUUGCGCUCUGGCGAUUUCGACGAAACUUCACACGUAUGCACUAUUUUAUCGUGCACUUGUGUCUGGCCGAUUUACUUGUCGCUCUUUUCAAUAUCUUACCGCAGAUUAUUAUGGAUGCUACUAGAUCAUUUAUGGCGCCAGAUUUUAUUUGUCGUUUUGUCAUGUUUGGACAAGUGUUCCCGAUAUACCUGUCGACAUAUAUGCUUGUGAUGAUGUCUGUUGAUCGCUACCUUGCUAUAUGUUAUCCAAUGGCUGCUUUACGCGGGAAUAACGAGCGCAGGUCACGUCUAAUGGUCAUGUUAGCUUGGUCCAUUUCAUUUGUAUUUGCUCUACCGCAGCUUGCACUGUUCCAUUUGGAAUCAACUGGUCACCAGAAUGAAUGUAAUGAAAAGUUUAAGAGUGAUAAAGGCUCAUUAGCUUAUAUGUUGAUGGUAUUUUCGAUAGUCUAUUUAAUUCCAGUAAUUAUCAUCAUUAGCUGCUACGUCCGCAUUACGGUGACAAUUUGGAGGAACGUUAUUGGCCUUAAAGGGUUAAAGGAGAAAGAUUGUGAAGAAGGUGGAGAGAAGCAGGAACAUAGGAGACCCUUCAUUGCGAGAACCAAGCAUACGACUAAUCUGGACACCGGAUCUGCGCGAUUGGAAAACAGCAGGCGACACAACGCGGGGAGGUCAAUUUCCCGCGCAAAAACUAAAACCGUCAAAAUGGCAGUGGUGAUUGUUGCUCUAUACAUUAUCUGCUGGUCGCCUCAGUUUGUGUGUCAACUUUGGUUCUCGUUAGCCCCUCAAAAUGCUCCAGUAAAUAGUGAACCGUUUGUUAUCAUCUUACUGCUUGCAAGCCUUAACAGCUGUACAAACCCCUGGGUAUAUUUGUCGUUCAGUGGAAACGCCAUCUCUGAUUUAAAGAAGCGUCUAUUCAUAUAUUUGGGUUUGACCAACCAGAAGACGAAUAUGCAGAGCAAGCGAAUUCGCACGACGACGCCGAGUUCAACCGUCCCGCAGACCGUGAGCUUGUCGACGAUACGUCUCAACAACAAGAAGUACGAUUCACUAAACAAAGCGACCAACGUUGAAACAACAACAUAUGAGUGAAAUACAGUUGAGCCUAUAGUUAUAACAUGAAAGUAUUUAUUAUACUGUACUUCAACAAUAGUUAAUAGGCCUAUGCCUUCUUUGAGUGAUGUCAAGUUUAUUUACUGUUUAAAAAAACAUACACAUGCUACCUGGUCUAUACCGUAACGCACAUAAGAGUUGGUACUAUAAGGCGGUACUCUGCCGAUAUAAUGUGUUUUACUUCGUGUGAGAUACUCUGUUUCGUUAUUUGAGGUUUAGUAUUAGGCCUAUUCGUCACAGUUUUCGUAACAAGUAAAACGUUCGAAGAAGCAUCGUGGUACCUGCCACAACUCGACGCUUCAUGGUAAAAAUGACUA